AUGGGCUGUUUUAUGAAGAACAGUUUAGUUGUGAAAGAUAAUGCUUUAAUCAAUGCCAGUUAUAACUUGGAAUUAACAGAACAGCGUUUGAUUAUGCUUGCCAUCAUUAACGCCAGAGAAUCAGGGCAGGGCAUCACAGCAGACAGCAAACUAGAAAUACAUGCUAGUGAUUAUGCAAAACUGUUUAAUGUGUCAAUUGAUGCGUCAUAUAAAGCCCUCAGAGAAGCCGUGAACAACUUGUUUAAUCGACAGUUUAGCUACACAGCAGAAUAUAAAAGAACAGGAAAAACAGGCAUUGUACGGUCACGUUGGGUUAGCCAAAUUUUUUAUGUUGAUGACUUGGCAUUACUAGAAAUAACCUUUGCGCCUGAUGUUGUGCCACUGGUGACACGGUUGGAAGAACACUUCACAAGCUAUCAAGCAAAACAAGUCGCACACUUAACCAGUAAAUACGCAACAAGACUGUAUGAGCUUCUCAUUGCGUGGCGUGAAGUGGGCAAAGUCCCACAAAUAGAAAUCGGUGAGUUUAGAAACAGACUAGGGCUUUUAGAAAGUGAAUACACCGCAAUGAGUGACUUUAAAAAGCGUGUACUAGAGCCGUCUAUCAAGCAGAUCAAUGAACAUACAGACAUCAAGGCGGAAUAUGAACAACAUAAAAAAGGGCGGUCAAUUGUCGGGUUUUCUUUCAAAUUUAAACAAAAGCAAAAGCCAAAAGAAAUAGUGGCUAAAAAUGAUAUAUGUCCACGAGAUCCGAAAACAGUUGAUAUGUUCACUGGUAAAACCGAUGCAGAGACUAAGACUGCGGUAAACACUAAGGCGAUUGUCAAAGAUACUGUACCGCCUGCGAAUCCCUUGCAACACCGAGCAAGUCGCAUCACAACUGCCAUCAGAACGAAUGGACUACAUGACUGUUUUAAGCAGGGGGAGGAAGGCAUAUUUAGCACCUUAAAACGUAUUCAAGAAGAAAUUGUGAGCGGUGGCGAUAGUGUGGCGGACUUUUGGCAAAACAAGUUAGAAGAAUUUGGGGUGGUUUUUGAUUAA
Ananas comosus (pineapple) is the source of this 1041-nucleotide messenger RNA. Its product is annotated as replication protein-like. The record is from RefSeq and is a predicted model, not a curated record. Gene Ontology annotation, molecular function: DNA-directed DNA polymerase activity. Bases 1 to 1041 code for a protein of 346 amino acids. Gene Ontology annotation, biological process: DNA replication initiation. The transcript has a single exon. Lineage: Eukaryota; Viridiplantae; Streptophyta; Magnoliopsida; Poales; Bromeliaceae.